AUGGACAUGGGCACGCAGGGCUCGGGGCGCAAGCGGCUCCCCAACCGGGAGCGGCUGACGGCGGAGGACGACGCGCUGAACCAGAUCGCGCGCGAGGCGGAGGCGAGGCUCGCUGCGAAGCGGGCAGCCCGCGCCGAGGCUCGAGAGAUCCGAAUGAAGGAGCUGGAGCGGCAGCAGAAGGAGAUCUAUCAGGUUCAAAAGAAAUAUUAUGGGCUGGAUACAAAAUGGGGUGACAUCGAGCAGUGGAUGGAAGACAGUGAGCGCUAUUCGCGUAGAUCCAGAAGAAACACAUCGGCUUCUGAUGAAGAUGAGCGCAUGUCAGUGGGUAGUCGUGGAAGUCUGAGGUCGCAGCCUGACUUGGAGUAUGGGGGUCCUUAUGCCUGGACAAAUGGUUAUGAUGGAGACUUCUAUGGAUCACAGUCCCUGAGUAGAAGAUCUGGCAGGCCCUCCUAUAUCUACAGCGCUGCCCGGCCUACUGGGAGUUACCGGGUGUCUGUGUUUGAUGAGAGCAACCUGCUCGGCGGGGCUCGGCGGAGCAGUGCCUGCAGUUUCUAUGCUGUGGACUUUCAGAGCAGCCGAGCCCCCGAUUCUUAUCGAGCAUUGCUGAGCGCUCUUACUUCUGUGCUUUCUGCCUCCUGUAGGAACCACCUAGGAGUGGUGGCGUUCGGGAACUUAAGGAAGUCAAACGUCUUCUUGUCCCAGCAGCACAAAUGUCUAAAAUAUGGCCACAUGUCCCUGGCAUCAAGCCAUGCAGAAGAAGUCAAAGACUCUGCUGACCCUGUCCCUUUGUUUCUGUCUGCGUCCCCGUGGCGGCGGCUGUGUGGGCAGCCCUCAGAGCACGGCGGCCACCUCAACUCCAGCUCCCGAACCUCGUCCAGAGCCAGCUCGGCGCGGGCCAGCCCAGUGGUUGAAGAGAGACCAGAAAAAGAUUUCACCGAGAAGGGCUCACGUAGCCUGCCCGGCCUGUCUGCAGCCGCCCUGGCCUCGCUGGGCGGGACCUCUCGGAGGGGAAGUGGGGACACCUCCAUCUCUGUUGACACGGAGGCAUCCAUUAGGGAAAUCAAGGAACUGAAUGAGUUAAAGGACCAGAUUCAGGACGUAGAAGGCAAAUACAUGCGGGGGUUGAAAGAGAUGAAGGACUCAUUAGCAGAAGUUGAAGAGAAGUAUAAGAAGGCUAUGGUUUCCAAUGCUCAGCUGGACAAUGAAAAGACAAACUUCCUGUACCAGGUCGAUACUCUAAAGGACAUGUUGCUGGAGCUUGAAGAGCAGCUGGCUGAGUCCAGGCGGCAGUAUGAUGAGAAAAACAAAGAGUUUGAGAGGGAAAAGCAUGCCCACAGCAUCCUGCAGUUCCAGUUUGCCGAAGUGAAGGAGGCCUUGAAGCAGCGGGAAGAAUUGCUGGAGGAAAUCCGACAGCUACAGCAGAAGCAGGCGAGUUAUAUCAGGGAGAUUUCUGAUCUUCAGGAAACAAUAGAGUGGAAAGACAAGAAGAUAGGGGCUUUAGAGAGGCAGAAAGAGUUCUUUGAUUCCAUAAGGAGUGACCGAGAUGAUCUUAGAGAAGAAGUAGUCAUGCUGAAAGAGGAAUUAAAGAAACAUGGAAUAGUCCUAAAUUCAGAGCUAGCUACCAAUGGAGAGACUUCAGACACUCUAAAUGACGUCGGACACCAACGUCCUUCCAAGAUAACAAAGGAAGAGUUAAACGCCCUCAGGACGCCAGGGGAUGGGACGCUAGAUAUUAGGUUGAAAAAGCUUGUUGAUGAACGGGAAUGCUUAUUGGAACAGAUUAAGAAACUCAAAGGACAGCUGGAAGAGAGACAGAAGAAUGGCAAGCUAGACAACCUGCACCCUGGAAGUGAUGUCUUAGAAAACGGGACAGACAUGCAUGUAAUGGAUCUGCAAAGGGAUGCCAACAGACAGAUCAGCGACCUCAAAUUUAAACUUGCAAAAUCUGAGCAAGAGAUAACCGCAUUAGAACAAAAUGUAAUAAGGUUAGAGAGUCAAGUAUCACGUUAUAAAUCGGCUGCUGAAAAUGCCGAAAAAAUAGAAGAUGAACUUAAGGCCGAAAAACGGAAACUCCAAAGAGAGCUGCGCUGUGCACUGGACAAGACGGAAGAGCUUGAGGUGAGCAACGGCCACUUAGUGAAGCGUCUGGAGAAAAUGAAAGCAAAUAGGAGUGCGCUCUUGUCCCAGCAGUGAGCACCAGGUCUGCACAGGAACCCGGUCGGCGGAUGGAGAGCGUGGUGUCGUGGGCUUGCCUCUGUUACUGUCCGGGAGUGCUGCUAGGUCCCCUGCUUCUAAGAGCGCCCGGUGAGCACUUGGCUCAGCCGCGGCCCCGGCAGCCACCAGAUGCCUCUCUGACUGCGGACCCCCCCCCCACCCCGACCCGGGCUGGGGCCGCCACCCCGAACCCGCGGGUAUUUAACAAGCACACCAGGCCCACGGGAGCUGCGUGUCCCACGGCGCGGCAGCCUCGCGACGCUACUGAACAUGGCAAUCUAGGUAAAGAUUAAAAUGGGACUUGAGUUUUCUUUUCACGUGUCUUGCUGAAAACUGAGGGGACGUGUUACAGUGUCGGGACUUCCUUUGGGGGCAGAAUCUACAAUUUGAGUGACUUCGGUAGUAUCUCUUAGUCUACGCUUUUCAUACACAAAACACUGUGGAACCACAAGCCAUUACCAAGCAAAACUCUUUCACUAGAAACAAGGGGAUGGUCUGGAAGUAAAAGUGACCUUAAGAAGACUCUUUACAGGCAACAAAUGAAGCUUUUCUAAGGGAUUUUUGCAUCAGUUCAACCCUAAGAACACUUUUUUCCGGGGUAAUUAGCCAGGAGCCCCCCUGAAAAUGACAGCUUUUCCAUUCGCACUAUGUAACCCUUCUACUUGGACUUGAAGUUGUGAACUCCUUUUAAAGAAUGUACUAUUAGAACAAUUAAAAAAUGAAAUGCUGAAA
Odobenus rosmarus divergens (Pacific walrus) is the source of this 2946-nucleotide messenger RNA. RefSeq names its product leucine rich repeat (in FLII) interacting protein 1 (gene LRRFIP1). The record is from RefSeq and is a predicted model, not a curated record. Gene Ontology annotation, biological process: regulation of transcription by RNA polymerase II. The transcript is spliced from 25 exons. Bases 1 to 2193 code for a protein of 730 amino acids. NCBI's taxonomy places the organism in Eukaryota, Metazoa, Chordata, Mammalia, Carnivora, Odobenidae. Gene Ontology annotation, molecular function: RNA polymerase II cis-regulatory region sequence-specific DNA binding; DNA-binding transcription factor activity, RNA polymerase II-specific.